Messenger RNA from Elaeis guineensis (African oil palm), 4525 nucleotides. RefSeq lists its product as uncharacterized. Lineage: Eukaryota; Viridiplantae; Streptophyta; Magnoliopsida; Arecales; Arecaceae. Gene Ontology annotation, biological process: protein ubiquitination. The record is from RefSeq and is a predicted model, not a curated record. Gene Ontology annotation, molecular function: ubiquitin protein ligase activity.
GACUUCUGCAGCUCGACAAUUUUUCCCUUCGACGUUUUCUCAUCCAAAGUUCUUCUCCAUGGUAAGCCCUAACCCUCCCUCCACCCUCUCUCCCUCCCCCAAGAAACCAACGGUCACCGACCGCUGGAGAACCGAACGAUCACCGUCCCUCGCCGUCGCCGACGAUCGAAGGUUAAGUACUCCUUUUCUCUAACCAAUGGAUCCAGAAGAAAACACCAAGAGUGAAUCAAAAGAAGCUGUUGUUAAAGAUGAGGAUGAUAUGGAAGAUGCUGCUUUUGAGAAUGAACGAUGUGGAAUAUGUACAUAUGUUGUCAUUGACAGAGGGGUUUUGGACUGUUGCCACCACUGGUUUUGUUUUGAGUGCAUUGACAAAUGGGCUACCAUCACAAACCACUGUCCACUUUGCAAAAAUGAAUUCCAGCUUAUCACAUGUCUUCCGGUGUAUGAUACCACUGGAAGCAUCAAAGCUGAGGAAUAUUCUUUUUCCGGAGAUGAUGAUUGGUGUAUUCAAGGGAAAAACAAUACACUCUCCUUUCCAUCAUACUAUAUUGAUGAAGAUGCAGUUAUUUGUUUGGAUGGUGAUGGGUGCAAAAUUCGAAGCGGACUGUCAACAACUGAGGAUGGUUUACCUCUGGACACAUCAAUUGCUUGUGAUUCAUGUGAUAUAUGGUAUCAUGCUUUCUGUGUUGGAUUCAAUCCUGAGUGCACAUCCGAAAAUUCAUGGUUGUGCCCAAGGUGUGCAUCUGUUGAAGUGCAACAGAAGUGGGAUUGUCUCCCAAUACAAAACCCAAGCAAGCAUUUUACUUUGAGAAGUGCUGGUCAUGUAUCAAAUAUCAACACUUCCUUUCUGGGGAAGGUGUCAGUAUCUGUUGCUGAUGCUGGGGAGACAGCUGUUGUUGUCUCAAUGGUUGGGGGAGAGCCAAGGACUGAAGCCAGUUUUCCAUUGAAGAAUGAUCUAGAUAUUACUACAGGCAAAGAAAAUGGAACAUCUCUAUCUGAUUCUGAUGCCGGUAAUACCAAACUUGAUAUGCCACUUGACAAGAGUGGUUGUGUUGAACUUAUAUGUAACAGCUUGAUGUGCAGUGAUGAUAAGGGGUCCAUACCCCCGGUUCAAGAGAUUGAGAAUAGUUCUGAAGGAUUGUUGGAUAUGUCAUCUAAAAUGGAUGUCAUCCAACCAGAUGUUGAACCGACAGAAAAUUCAUUAGCAUAUGCAGCAUCUGAGAUGGUUGUAGUUCAAGCUGAUGAUAUACUGAAUACAUCAUUAGACCAAUCACAAGGUGCGAUGCUGUCUUCUCCCUGUGUUUCAGUAAUACAUGGUGGUUUCCAGGCCAAAAAUACAGAAGAGAUUACACACAGCUCUUGUAAUUUCAAUGAAUACAAUGUCUCAUGUCCUUUGUCAAGCGACAAUGAUGAAAAUAAAAAUGGACUGUCUGAAAACAACACAUGCGAUACCAUUCCUCAUCUUGACAUAUCUGUAACCUCUCCUUCAUCAGUAGAUGAUGUGGUCACCAGCACUAACGAGGAUAUACUUCAUGCUAUACAUCCAAAGGAUUUAAAUUCUAGAGGUUUGACAAUGAAACAUAUGGAGAAGUUUGAGACAGAUGUCAGAGGCAUCGAUCAUCUAAGUGACAUCAUUGGCAAACAAGAAGGAUGCUCGCAGGUGAAAGUGGAAGCUGAGCAUCCUGCGAAGAGAGCUAAAUUAAAUGAAAAUUCUCAGAUACAAUCUUCAGAAAGCCAAGAUCAUACUUCUGUUAUGGAGAACUCUCAGACCUGUUCUGUAGCAGCAGUAUUUCCUGAUGAUGAUAAUUUAAGAUGUGCCCCAUAUGAGGAAGCUCUAGCUCCAGAUAUAAUGGAUAUAGUACAGGAACCCAAGCAUAGAAAGUAUGAUGGUGAAGCAGGCAUAAAUCCUGUAACUAAAACCAUAGAAAAACGAGAUAAUUCUGCUGGGCUGAGAGUAAAAAAGAUAAUGCGAAGAGCUGGAAACAAGGAAUCAUCCAUUUUAUUUCAGGAAUUGGGAAAAGAGAUAAAAGUGGUUGAAAAUGAAACCUCCAACAGCACUGGCCAGGAGAAUGCCUUUGACGGAGAACUUCUGACAGCAUUUCGGAAUGCGAUGGUCAAACCUAAAAAUGAAUUGUCUAAUAAACUUGAUCCUUCAGUUCUAGGAGUGAGGAAGUCAUUGCUGCAAAAAGGAAAGAUUCGUGAUAACCUAACCAAAAAAAUAUAUGGAACAUCCACUGGAAGACGAAGGCGUGCAUGGGACAGGGAUCGGGAGAUUGAGUUCUGGAAGUACCGAUGUUCUAGGAUGAAGCCUCAAAAGACUCAGACAGUACAGUCUGUUCUUGAGCUUUUUAAAAGAACUUCAAAUUCUUGCUUGGAGAACUUGGAGAUGGAUCAGGGACCAGAAGGUGAGGCUACAGAUUCCAUAUUAUCAAGAGUAUAUUUAGCUGAUGCAUCAGUUUUCCCAAGAAAGGAUGAUAUCAAGCCCCUCUCUGCUCUUGCUGCAAGCUCACCAAUUGACAACAAUCAAAAUGUGAAAAAUAUUAACAAUCUACCUGGGAAAGAUUCUCAAACUACUUAUGAAAGUGCGGAAGCAGAAAAUCCCAAAGGAAUUUCCAAGGGUUUAUCCCCAGUUAAAGUUCCUUCAUUUGAUAACACAGGAAGAAGGUUGAAUGCUCCAUGUAUUACAGGAGAAGCUCGACCGAAAACAAGAUCAACCCCUGUUUCUUGGCUAAGUGGUCCUAUUGGAAGAGAGCAAAAUUCGAAUGAGCCAGCUAACCAGUUUUGUUCUUCAAAGAAUGACAAAAGGAAAUGGGCACUGGAGGUUCUGGCCCGAAAGAAUGCUUUAGCAAAUUCAAGUGGGAGUAGAGACAAACAGGAAAAUGGAGCCGUGCUCCAGGGAAAUUAUCCUCUACUAGCACAACUACCUGUGGAUAUGAGACCAGUGCCAGCAUCCAGCCGCCAUAAUAAAGUUCCUGUAGCAGUUAGACAGGCACAACUGUACCGUAUCACUGAGAAUUACUUGAGAAGCACAAACCUAUCAGUUAUUCGCAGAACUGCAGAAACUGAGUUGGCUGUUGCGGAUGCAGUUAAUGUAGAAAAGGCGAUUUUUGAAAGAUCCAACAGCAAGUUGGUUUAUACAAACCUUUGCUCACAGGUUCUGUCUCAGCGUACAAAGUCACAAGCUGAAACAACUGCCUCCCAUUUGACAGGAAACAAUGUAUGUGGUCUUGAUCACUCAGCAAAAGAAACAUAUGCGGAACCUGGUGCCACAGUGUCCAGCAAAGUAGAAGAAGCAUUGCAGAUGGCUGGUCUUUCUGAUACUCCUCCAAGCAGUCCAGAUAGAGUUGUAAAAAACCCCAGUGAAGAAGAUGAUCCUUCCCUGAAUGCCAACAAGGAAUGUCUUGAGAAUGUCCUAGAUGUUGAUUCACAUCCCGAGUUGGAUGUAUAUCAAGAUUUUGAGUAUGAUUUAGGGGACAAGGGUCAUAUUGCUUAUUCCAGCAUGCCUAAUGCUUCUAGAGUAUCCAAAUUACCACCAGAAGAUGCAGAUUCCAGAAUGAAGGUUAUUCUCUCUACUCUUAAAUUUGAAGAAUCAGAUAAAUUUUCAGAUUCUGAUUCUCUAAAGCCUUUGAGUUCUGUUAAAGAAGAAUCAACCAAUGAUAACUUGAUUGUUGAGGCACAAUCCGAUUCUUUCACCUUGCUGGAGUACCAAAAGGCAAAUGAUGCAGAAAAUGCAAAAGUAGAUGUUAGGCUUGAUACUCCCUUGACGCUGGAACCAUCUAGAGGGCAUAAAGAGCCUUCUUUGGCGGAGUAUAAAGAGUUGUAUAAGCCAGAGAAGGAACGUUUGGUGAAUGUAAUAUCUGAUGUAGUAAUUGGAGAAGGGAGCAAUUUUAUGGAGCUGGAAGCAGCAGCCAAAGGCACAAUUCCUCCUGAAACAGAAAAUGAUAACUCAAAGGAUGGAGUGACUGUUUCUGAGUUUGAUACUGAGAGCUGCAUGGAGAAUAAGGUACUUUUGGAUCAUAAAUCUUCUGGAGGGGGUAAUUCACCAACUCAUUCUUCUAUAGGUGAAAAUGCUCCAAAGGAGGGAAAAUCAAAAUCCACCAGUAACAAAUUCUCUGAUUCCACUUUUUCCAUAUCCAAAAAGGUGGAGGCUUACAUCAAGGAACACAUCAGGCCACUUUGCAAAAGCGGCGUGAUAACAGUUGAUCAGUACCGGUGGGCGGUAGUGAAAACAACCGAUAAAGUUAUGAGAUACCAUUACAAGGACAAAAAUGCAAGUUUUCUUAUCAAGGAAGGUGAGAAGGUGAAAAAGCUUGCUGAGCAGUAUGUUGAGGUUGCUCAACUGAAGGAAGUGUAGUUGUUGGUUCAUGGAAAUCAAGGUCUUUGUUGAUCUUCCUUGCAAAAUAUUUCCCUUGUUUACUCAGCUAUGACAUUCUAUAACUCAAAUCUUCUACCUCUGCAUGUUGUAUAUAUGACAUUAAAAGCAAAAUCCAUUUCCAUUAUACAAGGUGGAUGGCUAGGUAUUCCA